Molecule: messenger RNA, 2232 nt
Organism: Miscanthus lutarioriparius
Lineage: Eukaryota; Viridiplantae; Streptophyta; Magnoliopsida; Poales; Poaceae
Source: the annotation of a GenBank genome assembly
AUGGAGGAGGAGCCCAGGUGGAGGAGGAGGGCGGCGGCAGAGGGCAUCGAGAGCGACACCUCCUCCACAGGACGACGACAGCAAGUUCAGAAGGCGGCCACGGAGGAGGAUGAGGAGGAGGAGGAGGAGACCAGGGGAGGAGAUAGCGGAGGCGGUGGAGGAGGCACGGAGGAGGAUGAGGCCGAGCGGGCUGAGCGCGAGGAGGAUGCCGACUUGGCCGAGUUGGCACAGGAGAGGGCGCGGGUGCAGGCCCAGCUUGAGGCCUUCCAGCAGGCGCACAAGGACUGGUACGAGUACAUGAUAUAUGAAUCGGAAUUGCUAAAAGACACUCGUAUGUUUUAUGGCCUUUGGGCACUCGAAUUUUUUUUGUCUCAGAUGACUUUGAGAUUAGUGCUCAAGAAGGGAACUCAGCCAACAAAGCGGUUGCUAAGCACAUUUUCAGAUCCAGUGACAAAAGGGAUUAACCUGUUGUCAGUAGAGGAAUGCGAGAGUGCUAGGGAUGAAAUGUCAUCCGGCAUAGAAGAUGUCGUGGACAAGAUUGCAUGCCUUGAGGGUAACCUCCAGAACUUAAGUGCAAGCUAUUUGAAAGAAUUACUGCAACAUGUCUUAAAAGAGUGCAAGAAACACCAGUCGAAGGAAAUGUUAAAGAAGUUAUACUACGAGAAGAUUAGACCUGCACUAGUUGCACGUGUUCUUUUAUCACCUUAUUCUCUCAGUGACCAUAGGGGCAUCAAGUUGCUUGAAGAGUAUAAGAAACAUGUAACAGAUGCUAAGUAUUUGACAAGUAUCGACUUGAUGGAGGCGAUGAUAAACAUGACAGAGUUAUAUUGGAGCAUCUUCUUGGAUUUCCUAAGUGAAAAAGGAUGUUUGGUAAUUGAGGAUUGGGAUAACUCCUUAGGUGCCUCAUUCGGGACUACUCUCUAUAAGCGUGGAGUCACUUUUGAUGGCUCCCCGCUAUAUAAGGGAGAGUGUGAUGCAUCUUUUCUUGAGGAUAAGAAUAACAAGAAGAACAGUAAAGCUUCGAUAUGCAUCGCUAUAUGGACGAGCACUAGUGAGAUAUUAUCGAGUAUUGUUAUCAAAGAUUAUCCAUGCGAGGAUUCUAUCGAAGAAGCAGAAGCAAUGGCGAUGUUUCUACUUCUCAAGGAAGGUAUCAGAUUGGGUUUACAUCUGCACCCCUUUGAAGUUUGUUCAGAUUGUCAAUUAGUGUUCAAUACACUUUGGGGAGCUCAUCGAAUUGAUCUAGAUGAUAGGAAUGCUGAUCUUUUGAAGUUGCUAAAGUAUAUGAGGAGGUAUUACACAAGUUUGAUCCCCGAAUGGCAGCAAAGGGAGAAGAUGUUUUGGGUUGAUGGCUUGAUGAGGGUAAUGAAGUUAGAAGGACCUGACACUAAUGUGGACCUCCGAAGCCUUCUGAAAAAGGUGAAAAGUUACCUUAGUGGGAAGCCGCUGUUUAAAUUCACGCAAAAACAAGGCUCCUUCAACAGUUUGAUUAAGAAAAACUCGCAGCAGUUAAGUCCUCUGGACUUGCACCAAAGAUACCAGUCAGAAGUUGAAGAAAAGGAUAAAGCAGAUAUAUUGUCCCACAUUAUUACAGCAUUGAGACCGUCCAAGGUUUUUAUUGUGAUGAAGGAAUCUCAGUCUGAAGCUAGAAGUAAGAUCUUGAAAAUGUAUGAGGACUGCAGAAUUGAGGAGACUAGUGAAGACAAAGAAAAGAAGAGAAGCCCCCAUCCUAACACUAAGUGGUCUCAAAGCUUUGACAAGCUGUUCAUAGUAGUUGAGUUGCCUGAGGCAAAGGAUAUUAUGCUGGAUUUGAAGCCUGAGGGCCAUUUUCACUUCUCUGCAAUGGGAGCUGAUGACAUGCCAUACGAGCUUGACCUCGAGCUAUUUGACGCUAUUAACCUUGAGGAGAUAAAAAAAAUAGUUGGAGUCAAAGACGUACGCUACCUUUUGAAGAAGGCUGAUAGCAAGUGGUGGCCGAGGCUGCUGAAGAAGGAGGGCAACCCCCCUGUUUUCUUGAAGAUCGACUCGUUAGAUUUUCAUGGUGUUUUGUAUCUGCAGAAGCUGGAUAUCAGAGCUGCAGCUUCUGAUCUUCAGAAUGAUGAAAACGAAGUGAUGAACGAAGCUAAUGAAGUUCGGUCAGAAAAAAAAGCUAAUGAAGAUGUGGGAGGAAGUAUGGUGGAGCAGAGUAAGGGGGAGGAAGCCCCGACAGGAGCUGCAAAGGAAGAGAAGCCAUGA